Oryza sativa Japonica Group (Japanese rice) is the source of this 2202-nucleotide messenger RNA. The record is from RefSeq and is a predicted model, not a curated record. NCBI's taxonomy places the organism in Eukaryota, Viridiplantae, Streptophyta, Magnoliopsida, Poales, Poaceae.
AGAGACAAAUACUAUUAAGAAAUAAGUGAAGCAUUUUUAACAAUUUAUUGGUAAAACGAAUAAAAAGUUUAAGGGUUAAGUGAUACAAUGAAAAUAGUUGGAGGGAGUACCCUAAGCGUGUGUUUGGUUGCAAGGUUUUGGUGGGUUGGGCUAGAGCCGUCCCAUUUUUACAGGUGUUUGGUUGAAGAACUGUGUGGGCUGGGUUGGGUCAAAAAAGGAAUAUUCUGCCCAUAUGCGGGUUGGUCUCGCUCGGCAAAAUGUGGCGGACCGAUCCAUCCCACCUCCUCUCGCGCAUCACGUGAGACCACGCGAGAGUAACCCUAUCUCUUUUCUCACCACCUUUUUCCCCUUCACAAUCACAAGCGAAACAAAUCCAAAUCGAGAGAGGGUGGCGGCGGCAACUAGCGCGCAAGGGGGCGGCGGCGCAGAGAGGGCGGCGGCGCCGGCGUCGUGCCACGGGCCCUGCUGCGCCUCCUCCUUCCAGUCCCACGGCCGGAACUCCCGCCUCUCCCGCCCCGUCAGCUCCCCCUCACCUCCAUAGCCAAGGUAAUGAAACCCUAGCUAUGUACCAUAUCUGCUAUUUUGUUUAUAAUGCUAGAUCUGUGCGACUCCGUUUGCAUGAAUGCCCUUGCUGUCCACAACUUCUGUUCAAGCACAUUGCAAUAUUUUUGUUUCAUCAAUUACACAAUAGUUAUUUUCAUGAUAGGAACAAGUAUUAGUAUGUGAAUUGGGCAAGUAUUAGUUCCCUGAUGGGAAGGGAACAAGUAUUAGUAUGUGAUUUGGGGUUUCAUCAAUUUUUAUAUAGCAGUUAUUUUCUUGAUGGGAACAAGUAUUAGUAUGUGAUUUGGGGUUUCAUCAAUUUUUACAUAGUACUUAUUUUCCUGAUGGAAACAAGUAUUAGUAUGUAAUUUGGGCAAGUAGUUUAUGAUGAGAUGAUUUAUGCUUGAGAAUGACAUGGCAAUGUGUUUAAUUUUCUUUGAUUGUUGUUGUAGAUGGAUAAGAGGACCAAGAUUUUAAUUUUUGCUGCUGCUGCCAAUCUAUUGUUGUCAAUGAUGGCCAUGAUUAUUCAUUCUAGGAAAAGAAAGAGAGUUUCUAGGAGGGAAGGUGUUAAAUAUGGCCCAAUUGUUGAAAGGGAUAGGAUGAGAAUUGAGUAUCUAAACACAAAAAUUUGGAGGAACGAUACCACAUGUGUCGACAUGCUUAGACUUAGAAAAGAUUAUUUCUUUCGGUUUUGUAAGCUCUUUAGAAAUCGUGGUUUGCUUGAAGAUACCAUCCACAUGUCUAUUGAGGAACAAGUAGCUAUGUUUAUAAAUACAGUAGGGCACAAUCUUAGAAAUAGAUUAGUUCGCACUAAUUUUGAUAGGUCCGGAGAAACAGUUAGUCGUUAUUUCAACAAAGUGUUUCAUGCUGUUGGUGAGCUGCGAGAUGAACUAAUUAGGCCUCCCUCAUUGGACACCCCAAGUAAAAUUACCGGGAACCCUAGGUGGGAUCCUUACUUUAAGGUGUGAGAUUAAUCCGUGUCUCAUUUUCAAUUAUAUAUUUGAACAAACCUCAAUGUGCCCUAAUCUUUUAUGGUGUUGAAUAUAAAAUAGGAUUGUAUUGGAGCUAUUGAUGGCGCACAUAUUAGAGCCUCUGUUGAGAAGAAUAUGGAGCCCUAUUUUCGUGGAGGGUACAGCACAUGAUGUUGUAGUUUUAAGAGAUGCAUUGGAACGUGAAAAUGGCCUUCUUGUACCCCAAGGAAAAUUCUACCUAGUUGAUGCUGGAUAUGGAGCCAAACCAGGAUUCCUCCCUCCAUUUCGUGCUGUCCGGUACCACUUGAAAGAGUGGGGGAAUAAUCCGGUGCAAAAUGAGAAGGAGUUGUUCAACCUUAGGCACUCGUCCCUUCGUGUCACAGUUGAACGUGCAUUUGGGGUACUAAAGAGGAGGUUCAAAAUUCUAGAUGAUGCCACCCCAUUCUUCCCUUAUCCAACUCAAGUAGAUAUUGUUGUAGCUUGUUGCAUUAUUCAUAAUUGGGUCAUAAAUGAUGGAAUUGAUCAGUUUAUUACAGAUCCAUUAGAUUUAAUAAGUGAGACCACAACAGAGCCAUUUGGGCAAGCAAAUGACCAUGCAUUGAUGGUUCAGUUCAGACAAGGACUUGCUGAUGACAUGUGGGCUAACCGUCAAAACCAUCAUGGGAACUAAUACAUAGCUGUAUUUCUAGUA